Molecule: messenger RNA, 5848 nt
Organism: Salvelinus fontinalis (brook trout)
Lineage: Eukaryota; Metazoa; Chordata; Actinopteri; Salmoniformes; Salmonidae
Gene: fsbp
Product: fibrinogen silencer-binding protein
Exons: 2
Coding region: 883-1869 (328 amino acids)
Source: RefSeq, a predicted model, not a curated record
GGUAGUGCAGCGGCAGCGCGAGGCAGAUUAGAGCUGUGCCUGGGAUCAGUGAGCACACGCGCUCUGUCCCCCUCCCUCUCAGAGCAACUAGUGCCUCUGUCUAUCUCCUCUCCUUUCUCUGCUUUUCCUCUCUCUUUAGCUUUUCACUAGUUUUCCCUCAUUCUGUUGUUCCCGUCGGCGGAUGAUUCGUGUGUUUCUCUUUGAGAAGCAGCUUUGAUUUUCCUUUGUGUGAAGAAAAAAAAUCGCGCAUUCGCACGGACUCGCGCUGCGCGCACACCUCUCCGGUUAAACCAGCGCCGUUUCCUCUUUUCUAGUUAAACGGAAAUAAGAAUAAAGAAAAUGCAUCUUUACAAUUUCAUCGGUAUUUCCCCAUGUAAGCACACACUUUCCCCCCGUAUGUUAGUAUGUGGUGUAUAGCAGUUAGAACGAGCGCUGGUUUGAGGUUUAGAGAGACCGAGCUGUAAGUAGGUCGGGCUGGGUUUAAGCGGCUUUAGCCUGCGUCAGCCUAAGCUGGGAGGAAUUCACCCAAAGCCCUCCGCGGUAGGCGGGGGCCUAAACGAGGCUGGCCUAGUUAAGCCUGAUUCUUAUUAUUGCCGUGUGUGUUGUGUAACACAGAGCAGAGAAGACCUCGGAUGAGAGAGAGUACAUGCGUUAGACAGAGACUGUUUGAUUGAGAAUCCAUGAAGGGGGAGAAAGAAGAGGGACAAGGAAGAGAGUGAGUGAGAGUUAAACCAGUAUUAGGCUGAGCCUCAUCACAGAACAGAAAGAAAAGGGAGGUUGAGAACCAGACCAAAUCUCAAAAGAAGCGAGAUAUUGUGUUGAGUUAGUGCUGGUGUCUAGGCCUGGCUCGGUCCAGUCUGGUUCCCUGGGCUAUGUUCUAAGAUGGCGUCUGGGUCCGUCUACAUGUCGUCCAGUAUGGUGGGUAAGGCUCGCUCGUCCAACUUCACCCUGUCUGAGAAACUGGACCUGCUGAAGCUGGUCCGCCCACACAUUCUCAUCCUGGAGGAGCACACCAACAAGCACGCUGUCAUCGUGGACAAGAACAAGUGCUGGGACACAGUGUCUGAGCAGUACAACGUCCUGGGGGGGGACAGGCCACCCCGCACUGCCCAGGGCCUACGCACCCUCUACAAGAGGCUGAAGGAGUCGGCCAAACAGGAAGUGAUGCAACGGAGACACGCCCAGCCAGAGUACAGAGGAAGUAUAUCUGAACCAACCAGGAGAGUGAUGGAGAUGAUACCUCACCUUUUCCAUCACGGAGCUAUCCACCAUGAUAAAGACCCAGCAACGAUGCACAGGAUGAUGUAUAAGCAUGACUCUCCUAUGGAGCAACCUGGCAGCAGCUCCUCGCUCCCAGACUACCCAUCAAACCCCGUCACACACCACCUGGACCAGGAUGUGGUCAGGCUGGACCAGGAUGUGGUCAGGCUGGACCAGGACGUGGACGUGAAGCCUCCGCCAGACCUGACCAUCCUCUCCACGCGUGUGGGGGUGGUGCUAGGAGGAGAGGGGGCGGAGGAGGAAGAUGAGGAGUUGGGCAGUGUCCAUGGUUAUGACGGCUCCCUCUCUCCCUGCCCAUCCUCCGUCGUCCUGCCCCUCUCCACCUCACCCGUUACACUGCAACGUGACCUUUACCCUCAUGACCACUACCCCCGCCGUGACCCUGACAGGCUCCGUCCCCUUCAGCUGGCCAAGGAGGAGCACGAGCAGGUCAUGACCAAUCACAGAAAGAUGGGCGUAUACCUGGAGGAGAAGAGGGAGGGGCUAAAGAGGAAGCAGGAACUGGAGGAGGAGCUUCUGAGAGCAAAAAUCAAAGUAGAGAAACUGAGGGCAGCCAGGCUGAGACAUGGACUACCACUGCCCCUAUAACUAACACACUCAUGGCCUGAUUGGACUGACCAUUUGGCACUCAGGAGGAUGCUCUGAAUUGUUUGUAUUACUGUGUUGAAUGUUUAGCAUGUGGAAGAGGGGUUUGGCCUGAGAAAUAAUGUUUGUGUGAUGAACAGUGAGUUUGAGGGAGGAUUUAAAGGUCCAAUGCAGCCUUCUCUAUCUCAAUAUCAAAUCAUUUCUGGGUAACAAUGAAUUACCUUACUGUGAUUGUCUAUUUUUUAUCAUUUUAAUGGAAAACAAAAAUAGAUUCUUAGCAAAGUUCAAUUUCUCAAAUAAGAAUUUUGCUAGGAUUCUCUGCGAGUGGUCUGAGUGGGGAGGGGAAAACUGAAAACAAACUGUUAUUGGCAGAACAGUUUGGAACUCUCUUUCUUAUUGGUCUAUUAACACAUUUAUGGUGAUGUCACCAGGCAGGUCAAAACUCCAUCCCAUCAGAACAGGCUGAAAUUUCAGCCGAUCUUUUCAAACAUCUCUUACGCUAAAAAGGCAUUAUCAUUAAUUUCACCAUUUCACAGUAUUCCAAUCUCAUAGUGUGGAAAUAUACAGUACUAGUCAAAAGUUUGGACACAUCUACUAAUUCAAUUGUACUAUUUUCUACAUUGUAGAAUAAUAGUGAAGACAUCAAAACCAUGAAAUAACACAUAUUGAAUUAAAAAAAAAAACACAUAUUGCACCAAAAAAGUGUUCAACAAAUCAAAAUAUAUUUUAUAUUCUUCGAAGUAGCCACCCUUUUGUCUUGAUGACAGCUUUGCACACUCUUGGCAUUUUCUCAACCAGCUUCAUGAGGAAUGCUUUUCCAACAGUCUUGAAGGAGUUCCCACAAAUGCUGACCACUUGUUGGCUGCUUUUCCUCCACUCUACAGUCCAACUCAUCCCAAACCAUCUCAAUUGGGUUGAGGUCGGGUGAUUGUGGAGGCCAGGUCAGCUGAUGCUGCACCAUCUCUCUCCUUCUUGGUCAAAUAGCCCUUACACAGCCUGGAGGUGUGUUUUAGGUCAUUGUCCUGUUGAUAUAUUAAUGAUAGUCCCACUAAGCGUAAACCAGAUGGGAUGGCGUAUCGCUGCAGAAUGCUGUGGUAACUAUGCUGGUUAAGUGUGCCUUGAAUUCUAAAUAAAUCACAGAUAGUGUCAUGAGCAAAGCACCAUCACACCUCCUCCAUGCUUCACGGUGGGAACCACACAUGCGGAGAUCAUCCGUUCACCUACUCUGUGUUUCACAAAGACAUGGCGGUUGGAACCAAAAAUCUCACAUUUGGACUCAUCAGACCAAAGGACAAAUUUCCAACGAUCUAAUGUCCAUUGCUCAUGUUUUUGGCCCCAAAAAGUAUUUUCUUAUUGGUGUCCUUUAGUAGUGGUUUCUUUGCAGCAAUUAGACCAGGAAGGCCUGAUUCAAGCAGUCUCCUCUGAACAGUUGAUGUUGAGAUGUCUGUUACUUGAACUCUGAAGCAUUUAUUUGGGCUGCAAUUUCUGAGACUGGUAACUCUAAUGAACUUAUCCUCUGCAGCAGAGGUAACUCUGGGUCUUCCUUUCCUGUGGCAGUCUUAAUGAGAGCCAGUUUCAUUAUAGCGCUUGAUGAUUUUUGUGACUGCAGUUGAAGAAACUUUAAAAGUUCUUAAUGUUCCCUAUUGACUGACCUUCAUGUCUUUAAGUAAUGAUGGACUGUUGUUUCUCUUUGCUUAUUUGAGCUGUUCUUGCCAUAAUAUGGACUUGGUCUUUUACCAAAUAGGGCUAUCUUCUGUAUACCAACCCUACCUUGUCACAACACAACUGAUUGGCUCAAACGCAAUAAGAAGGAAAUACAUGUUUUAACAUGGCACACCUGUUAAUGGAAAUGCUUUCAAGGAAUACCUCAUGAAGCUGGUUGAGAGAAUGCCAAGUGUGUGCGAAGCUGUCAUCAAGGCAAAGGGUGGCUACUUUUGAAGAAUCAAAAAUAUAUUUGAGCUAUGACUCUGGAGCAAAAGACAAUACAGAUCUCUGCUUUUGUCAGACAAGAGGCGCUACUAUCACUGGUUUUAAAACUGGUACUAUUUUGACUGGUUUCAUUUCGUUCAAAACCCUGUGUUGCUUUACCAUCCUAUUAGGAGGGAAGAUGAUAGGUGAUGGGGUGGGAAGUGGAUUGGGAGGAAGGAGGGGUUUAGAAGGGGGUGUUGCUGUUACAGUGGUGUGAUGUUCAGUGUUUGUUGUUCAGAUCUUCUGUGGUUUCAUUGUUUUCUAUUAAAAUAUUUUUUCUAAAUUGGUUUUGUGCUUUAUCACCUCUUCCCUUCUCCAACCUCCCCUUCUCUAUCCCUCUCUCCUCCCCUCUUCUUUAGCCCCUCGCCCACACCGUACUUUCUCCGCUAUGCAAUCUGGUUUCAGAGCUGGUCAUGGGUGCACCUCAGCCACGCUCAAGGUCCUAAACAACAUCAUAACCGCCAUCGAUAAGAGACAUUACUGUGCAGCCGUAUUCACCGACCUGGCCAAGGCUUUCGACUCUGUCAAUCACCACAUUCUUAUUGGCAGACUCGACAGCUUUGGUUUCUCAAAUGAUUGCCUCGCCUGGUUUACCAACUACUUCUCUGAUAGAGUUCAGUGUGUCAAAACGGAGGGCCUGUUGUCCGGACCUCUGGCAGUCUUUAUGGGGGUGCCACAGGGUUCAAUCCUCGGGCCGACUCUUCUCUGUAUACAUCAAUGAUGUUGCUCUUGCUGCUGGUGAUUCUCUGAUACACCUCUACGCAGACGACACCAUUCUGUAUACUUCUGGCCCUUCUUUGGACACUGUGUUAACAACCCUCCAGGCGAGCUUCAAUGCCAUACAACUCUCCUCCCGUGGCCUCCAACUGCUCUUAAAUGCAAGUAAAGCUAAAUGCAUGCUAUUCAACCGAUCACUGCCCGCACCUACUCGCCCGUCCAGCAUCACUACUCUGGACGGCUCUGACUUAGAAUACGUGGACAACUACAAAUACCUAGGUGUCUGGUUAGACUGUGAACUCUUCUUCCAGACUCACAUUAAGCAUCUCCAAUCCAAAAUUAAAUCUAGAAUCGGCUUCCUAUAUCGCAACAAAGCAUCCUUCACUCAUGCUGCCAAACAUACCCUCAUAAAACUGACCAUCUUACCGAUCCUCGACUUCGGUGAUGUCAUCUAUAAAAUAGCAUCCAACACUCUACUCAACAAACUGGAUGCAGUCUAUCACAAUGCCAUCCGUUUUUGUCACCAAAGCCCCAUACACUACCCACUAUUGUGACCAGUAUGCUCUCGAUGGUUGGCCCUCGCUUCAUACUCGUCGCCAAACCCACUGGCUACAGGUUAUCUACAAGUCUCUGCUAGGUAAAGCCCCGCCUUAUCUCAGCUCACUGGUCACCAUAGCAGCACCCACUCGUAGCACGCGCUCCAGCAGGUAUAUCUCACUGGUCACCCCCAAAACCAAUUCUUCCUUUGGUCGCCUCUCCUUCCAGUUCUUUGCUGCCAAUGACUGGAACGAACUGCAAAAAUCUCUGAAGCUGGAAACACUUAUCUCCCUCACUAGCUUUAAGCACCUGCUGUCAGAGCAGCUCACAGAUUACUGCACCUGUACAUAGACCAUCUAUAAUUUAGCCCAAACAACUACCUCUUCCCCUACUGUAUUUAUUUUAUUUAUUUUGCUCCUUUGCACCCCAUUAUUUCUAUUUCUACUUUGCACAUUCAUCCACUGCAAAUCUACCAUUCCAGUGUUUUACUUGCUAUAUUGUAUUUUCCUCGCCACCAUGGCCUUUUUUUUUUUUGCCUUUACCUCCCUUAUCUCACCUCACUUGCUCACAUUGUAUAUAGACUAAUUUUUCUACUGUAUUAUUGACUGUAUGUUUUGUUUAUUCCAUGUGUAACUGUGUUGUUGUAUGUGUCAAAUUGCUAUGCUUUAUCUUGUCCAGGUCACAGUUGCAAAUGAGAACUUGUUCUCAACUAGCCUACCUGGUUAAAUAAAGGUUAAAUAAAAAAAAUAUUUAAAAAAUA